This is a messenger RNA of Leptosia nina, 1992 nucleotides long. The record is from the annotation of a GenBank genome assembly. NCBI's taxonomy places the organism in Eukaryota, Metazoa, Arthropoda, Insecta, Lepidoptera, Pieridae.
AUGUCAAGUGGGGUUUGGGACUUGAUGGAUCUGAUGCCAACUAGGUGCAAGUGGAUUGAGAGGUUACGUCGAUGCGGCAAGACUUUCCUACGACGCCAGCAAAGGUUGUUGAGGAGGAUAAGAAAGGUUUACUUGCACGGUUUUCGCUCAGACAAGCUGAAGAUGUUGGUACGUGCUAAGGUCCACGGUGCUACGCCACUUGUCAUAGCGUGCCGCAACGGACACUACGACGUAGCCGAAUACCUCAUAGAGAGAUGUAAAGCAGAUAUCGAACAACCUGGUGCAGUAACAUUCGACGGUGAAACAAUCGAAGGUGCACCGCCGCUCUGGUGUGCGGCGGCGGCUGGUCACCUACCCCUCGUGAGGCUGCUGGUCCGUGCUGGCGCGAAAGUCAACUCCACCACGAAGACUCACAGCACACCGCUCAGAGCGGCUUGCUUCGACGGCCACUAUGAUAUCGUUAAAUUCCUAGUAGAAAAUGGUGCAGAUAUAGAAAUACCAAACCGGCACGGUCACACAUGUCUGAUGAUCGCCUGCUACAAGGGCCACAUAAGGAUCGCGAAGUACCUCCUCUCAUUGAAGGCCGAUGUCAACAGAAAGAGCGUCAAGGGGAACACAGCGCUGCACGACUGCGCGGAGAGUGGCUCGCUGCAUAUACUAAAAAUGCUACUGUUACACGGCGCUAGUAUGGACGUUGACUCUUACGGUAUGACUCCCUUAUUGGCCGCUGCAGUAACCGGCCACAGGCAUAUAGUCGAGCACCUUAUCAACGACGAAAAUGGACUCGUAUCGAGACAACAACGCAUCGACGCGUUGGAGCUUCUAGGAGCGACGUGUGUCGACAAAAGAAGAGACAUGGUGGGUGCGCUUGCCCUGUGGAAGCGAGCUAUGGACGACAGAUUUCCUACAGACGGAAGUGAACCGAUAUCAAAACCUAAAGACAUUCCUUGCAUAGAGGCUUAUGACUACGCCGUAGAGCCAAAUGAUGCACAGGAGCUGGAAGAACUCUUGGCAGAUCCCGACGCGAUGAGGAUGCAAGCACUCGUUAUCAGAGAAAGGAUUUUAGGUCCAGCACACCCAGACACGUCCUACUACGUACGAUACCGCGGCGCCGUGUACGCGGACGCUGGUCGCUUUUUGCGGUGCAGACAACUUUGGCACCACGCCCUGGAUAUGCAGCGCACUGUUCUUCCGCCUCUCUCACCGCUUACACAGUCCAGCCUCUACAGUUUUGUGGAACUCUUCUCCUAUAUGCUGGCAGAGAGAGCGCGCCCCCCAUUACGAGGUCGUAUCGUGCCCCCCGUAACGUUCGAGGACAUUGACCCCGUGUUUAAAAAGGCCCUCUCGGAAGUGGAGCGCGGAGUGCAACUCCUGGAUUGCAAGCUAAAUCUGGACCGCGAAGUGACGCUGCACACGAUGCAGGCGGUGAUGAUCAUCGCGCUGCACCUGGCUGCGCUGCUGGCGCAACUGCUGGACGACCUCGACAUCUCGCCGGAAACCGUCAAGCAAAUUCAUAAGGCCGUGUACACACUCGUCAAGCUGGAUAUUAAGGUUCGUCAAGGUCGCACUCCAUUGCACAUAGUCUGUUCUGGUGAAGCGGCUCGUUCUACCAGUUCUAGCCAAUUUGUAGAUGGUGGGAAACCAGCGCCUUCUCCCGCUCUCGUCGGUUUGAUGCUACGUCUCGGAGCAGAACCCGACGCACGCGAUGCUGAGGGUAACACGCCCCUUCACCUCGCUUGCAUGCUGAAUCCCUGCCCAGCUGACGUGGUGCGAAAACUGCUCGAACACGGUGCCCAUAUAGACACGGUCAACUAUGAAGGCAACACCCCGGCCGAGUUGCUGGUGACGACCAACCAGAAGCUAUGGCAUAUCGUCAACCCGCUCAAAUACACCACGCUCAAAUGCCUCGCCGCUAGGACUGUCAAGGACUACAACGUACCGUAUAGACAUGUGGUACCGCAGUGUUUACACUCGACUAUCAUCACUCAUUAG